UGUGUUAAACCUGCUGCAACAUCCUGUCAGCGAAGAAGAAGAAGAAGAAGAAGAGGAGGCUACACGUGUUUACUGCGUCCAGGCAGAUAUAUCGAAUAAUUAUUGUAUUUCUGGAUCUAUAACCGGAAUCAAACCAAGUAAAAAUGCCGAAGAUCAGGUCGGAGAAGAAAAGCAGGCAGCACCAAGAGGUGAAAAACCAAGGGAUCAUGUUCAACACCGGCAUCGGUCAGCACAUCCUGAAGAAUCCACUGGUUGUCAAUGGGAUCAUUGAGAAGGCUGCCCUGAGGCCGACAGAUGUGGUUCUGGAGGUGGGACCUGGUACUGGUAACAUGACGGUGAAAUUGCUGGAAAAAGCCAAGAAGGUGGUGGCCUGUGAGUUGGACUGCAGACUAGUGGCUGAACUUCAGAAAAGAGUACAGUGCACACCCAUGCAGACCAAACUUCAAAUAUUAGUCGGUGACGUACUAAAAACGGAUCUGCCUUUCUUUGACGUGUGUGUGGCUAAUUUACCUUACCAGAUUUCGUCACCGUUUGUGUUCAAGCUCCUCCUGCAUCGACCUUUCUUCAGGUGUGCCGUGUUGAUGUUCCAGAGAGAGUUUGCCAUGCGACUUGUCGCCCCACCUGGAGACAAGCUGUACUGCAGACUGUCCAUCAACACACAACUACUGGCUCGUGUCGACCAUCUCAUGAAGGUGGGGAAGAAUAAUUUCCGUCCUCCUCCAAAAGUGGAGUCAAGUGUUGUCAGGAUAGAACCGAAAAAUCCUCCUCCUCCAGUUAACUUCCAGGAGUGGGAUGGCCUGGUCAGAAUAGCCUUUGUAAGAAAAAACAAAACCCUCAAUGCAUCUUUCAAGUCCACUGCCGUAGAACAGCUGCUGGAAAAGAACUACAGAAUCCACUGCUCUGUUCACAAUGUGGAAGUCCCAGAAGACUUCAGCAUCACCAAGAAGAUUGAGAGCGUUUUGCAGGAGGUUGAAUUCAGUGAGAAGAGAGCCAGGACCAUGGACAUUGAUGACUUCAUGGUGCUGCUUCAUGCCUUCAACUCUGCAGGGAUCCACUUCUCUUAAAUGGCAUUGGGAAGUGAGCAGAACAGGGCUAUACUCUCAUGGGGGGAGUUAGCGGUCACAUGAGAAAUACAUUUUCUGACUGAUCUUUUCUCUUCUGGAGCUUUGUUUGGAGGACCUGGAUUUCAAAUGCUGAAAUAGUUGGAUGAAAUGUACAAAGAAUAUUGGAGGAUACACUUGAAGAGCUCAUAUUGAGUGUGGUAUUUUAACCUUAUGAGUAUAGAUAAAGUGUCCUUGGGCACGCAUGGGCAGCUUUUGGCAGAUGGAAGCUGUAUAAGCCCUCUUGGUUGUGUGAGGACCUGUCAAGCCCUUUUCAGACCUGGCAUUAACAUGCGUCCUGAGUGAUCGGAUCACAAGUGGACAGCUUUAAGUACGUCUGUUCACACCUGGCAUUAGAAUGCGUCUCCACAUACGUCUUGAGUGAUCCGAUCUCACUUCCCCACUCUAUAUGCAAAUAGACACGUAGUAAACACAUGGCUAAUACAGCAGACGUUGUGACGUAAUAUUACAUGAAUAUCAGUAGAAUAUCCUACAUAUUCCUGAAUUCCGGUACACUACUAAAUACGGAUACUAAUAAGUGAUCCGUUUCAUUCUGAAAAGUCAGCUUUUUCAAAAACCAACAUGACUCAGUUCAAAAAAUAGUUUCACAACAAAACUCCUCAUCUCUCCUCUGACAUCAGAUGAUUUGCUGCCACUUACUCUUCGAAAUAUAAGGUUAUUGUACCGGCGGUCCUCGGGGACCUCCGUGUCGCCGGCCUUUGCCAGAAAAUAGCUUCAGAGAGCCGGGAAUGAGAGCGGGCGGGCGGGUGGGUGUCGGCUUCGUGCAGAGCAUCGGAACUCAGGACGCAUGUACCAGAUCUGAACAGGGCCUCCCCGUGUGUGAGUGUUUCUAACUCUUUUAAAAUAAUCUGUAAUGGAUGAUUAUUCUAAUGGAAAAAUAAUCUACAAUUUUUAUGUCAAAAUGACUUUCUUGUGGAAAAAGUAAAUAUUUAACAAAUGUAGAUUUUUGUGUGUGCAGUCUCCUUAAAAUAAAUUCAGAUUGUCCACAAGUCA
Messenger RNA from Sebastes umbrosus (honeycomb rockfish), 2114 nucleotides. It is a transcript of the gene dimt1l, whose product is annotated as DIM1 dimethyladenosine transferase 1-like (S. cerevisiae). NCBI's taxonomy places the organism in Eukaryota, Metazoa, Chordata, Actinopteri, Perciformes, Sebastidae. Gene Ontology annotation, biological process: rRNA methylation. The record is from RefSeq and is a predicted model, not a curated record. Bases 144 to 1064 code for a protein of 306 amino acids. Gene Ontology annotation, cellular component: mitochondrial matrix. The transcript is spliced from 12 exons. Gene Ontology annotation, molecular function: rRNA (adenine-N6,N6-)-dimethyltransferase activity.